Molecule: messenger RNA, 222 nt
Organism: Phytophthora nicotianae INRA-310
Lineage: Eukaryota; Oomycota; Peronosporomycetes; Peronosporales; Peronosporaceae
Exons: 3
Coding region: 1-222 (73 amino acids)
Source: RefSeq, a predicted model, not a curated record
AUGGCGAGGACUAGCGAUGGCAACAGCGCUGGACGACUGCUUCGCGUGUUAGGAGACUGCGAACUCUUCCACAUGGAGGCAGCGAUGGUCAGUGUCAAACCCAGGACCAGCUCUGAGUCUUUGCUAAAACCUAGUGGCGGGGACAACGUGGACGUGCUGAAACGCACUCCUGAGAUUGUUCACGUGUUAGUCCACAUCAACUACGGUGUGUUUUACUGUUAA